Molecule: messenger RNA, 1405 nt
Organism: Paramecium pentaurelia
Lineage: Eukaryota; Ciliophora; Oligohymenophorea; Peniculida; Parameciidae
Source: the annotation of a GenBank genome assembly
AUGUUAUUCCAAUCAAAUCCUUAAGUUGCUAAGAAUCUGUAUAUCUCUUUUCAUUUACAUUAGAUUAGGAAAUCGUUAAAAAAGAUUUGAACAUACUAUGAAAUCCAUGUAAAAAAUUAAAACAUUUGUUGAUCUAACUAAAAGACUGAAAUUACUUAAUCCACUUCAAUUUAAAUAAGUUUAAAUCAUUAUUUAACAUUUAAAAUAAUAAGCAAAACUUAGAUAAUUCUUCAAAAAAGAAGAUGAUGAAAAAAACCAUAUUAUUGCAAUCUCUAAAUAAUUGGAAUUAGAAAUUGAUAUGCUAAACAAUAUAGAAAAUGAUGAAGAAAAAUAAAAUCUAAUCCUUGAUAUACUUUAAUUAGAUUUCUCACCAAAUGAAAUUGCAACUAUGGUAUAAGAAUCUUCUAUGACACUUGAAACACAUCAUAAUUUACAUAGAAUUUAAGAAACAAUCAAUAAACGUAACUUAAGAUAAUAAUCAAAAAAUUAAGUACUUGAUUAAAUCAAUAACUUAAAUUUUUUAUAGGAUGUUAAUAAUGAUUCCUCUGAUUUUUAUAAGGAAACUAUCAAAAGUUUUAAUUCAAAAAGACAUCAAUAAUAAAAUAAUGAAUUAUCAGUUAAUGAAAAGUUUGAACUCUUAAAAAAAUAUCUAUUACAAAAAGGUAUAUAAAUAGAAAAAAAAGAAAAAGUACCUCAUUAAGAAUACUCAAAAUUUUAUGCUUAAUAAGCUAAUAAAUUAAUUAAAUCAACAAAACUUAAAUAACUCAAAUAAAUUCAUGUCUCUAGUCCAAAAUCAGCAUCCAUCUCUCCAGAAUUAUUACAUCCUUAAUCAUAUCAUACAAAUCAUAAUUUUAAAAAAAUGGAGAAAUUAGAAAGUAAUUAUCAAACAAGUAAUAAUGUUUCAUCUACUACACUUAAUACUCCUCAACUCACUCCAAGUAAAUUACUAAAAUAAAAAUCAGAAGAAUUUUUAUCAUCUUAAUAAUAAUAAAGUAAUACUGAAAGAAUUAUUGCACCUAAGAGAAAAAGUGAUCAUUAAAUUAUAUCAACCUCAAGAAAUAUUUUACUUAAUCCAAUAGAAAAUGAAAAAGAAGAUCAACCUAUUAAAACUAAUUAAUCAUCAUAACCAUAAGUUAGUUAUUUUCAUAAAAGUAUUGAUUAACUUAGAGAAUUUCAAGCAAAUACUAAAGCAGUUUAAACAUUUUUUAGAAUGGAAAACAAAGAUUCAUUACAUACAAUGAGAGAAAUGGAAAAAAUAUUAAAAAAACCACUUAAAUAACAUUUUAAUGAGUUUAUGAGUGUUCAUUAAGAAGAAAAUGAUGGAACUGAUUGUCUAGGUAAAAGAAAAAAUAAUAUGAAAAGAAAUAUAAGAUUGAAUAAGAUAUUUAAAUCUGAAUUAGAAUGA